AUGAACUCGACGGACAUUUCUAGUGUAUCACGUGACUUUCCCCCUCACCCACACACCGUGGGUGAAUUCAUCCCCGUGGAGAUAUACGUCACCAACGAACAGCGAAGGAUCGCCGAAAUCGUCGUCGACUUCACCCUCUGUUUCGUCAUCUCCUACAUCGGCAUCGUCACCAACGCCAUCGUCAUCGCCGUAUUUGCCCGGCAAGGUUUCAAAGACAGCGUCGGCGUCUCCAUGACGGUCAUCGGCGUAUGGGAUUUCCUCAAAUGUCUGGGCGGCGCCGCGCAGAGAAUGUCAGGCCCCAUCAGCUUGGUGUCCCCUCUCGCGGCCAAAAGCUGGAUCAACAUCUCCGUAGUCGUGUUCAACUACUUCAUCUCUUUUUCAACCUACGUCGCCAGCGUCCUUGCCGCUUACGUCGCCGUUGAACGCUGCCUUUGCGUGAGCAUCCCUUUUAAAGUGAAACAGAUCAUAACGCCCAAACUCACGUUAACCCUCUGUCUUGUUAUUUCUUUCGUCGUGUUCGGCUGUUUCAUGGUCAUGUUUUUCAUCUACGAUAUCCUGUGGGUGUACAGCGACCAGUACAACGCCACCAUCGCUAUCUACGUCAACAGCGAUUUCUACUACAAGAACACGGGCCCGCUGUUCCAGUACUACAACCUGUCCGGAAUCAUUUGGCCCACGACAAGCCUGGGGGUCAUCGUGACGCCGACGGUCAUCAUCGCGUACCAUUUGAAGAAGUCUUCACAGUUUAGAUCCGGAGCGGCAAAUACGAUCAAAGGUCUGUGUGCGUACAAGACAGCCAAUACCAAACAGCUGUCAACGCGAGACAGACAAGUGGUCAAAAUGCUGCUGGUCGUCAUCGGCGUGUACAUCGUCAACCUCUCCCCCCGGAUCAUCCACUACACCGUCAAGUACUUCAUCUACGAGUUCUACUUCCUGCGCCUCUACCACAACAUCUUCCUGUGCAUCACCUACAUCCUAGCGGUCUUUGACCUCACUCACGCCGCCAUCAAUCUCUUCAUAUUCUACCCCAUGAGUUCGGCGUUUAGGGACACUUUCUGGGAAAUAUUUCAUUGCUGUUCAAAGCUAGGAGUCCGUAAAAUAGACAAAUCGUAA
Physella acuta is the source of this 1113-nucleotide messenger RNA. RefSeq lists its product as uncharacterized. Gene Ontology annotation, molecular function: G protein-coupled peptide receptor activity. Gene Ontology annotation, cellular component: plasma membrane. Gene Ontology annotation, biological process: G protein-coupled receptor signaling pathway. The record is from RefSeq and is a predicted model, not a curated record. Lineage: Eukaryota; Metazoa; Mollusca; Gastropoda; Physidae.